Messenger RNA from Lutzomyia longipalpis, 4702 nucleotides. RefSeq lists its product as uncharacterized. Gene Ontology annotation, biological process: intracellular transport. Gene Ontology annotation, cellular component: trans-Golgi network membrane; AP-1 adaptor complex. The record is from RefSeq and is a predicted model, not a curated record. NCBI's taxonomy places the organism in Eukaryota, Metazoa, Arthropoda, Insecta, Diptera, Psychodidae. The transcript is spliced from 5 exons. Bases 528 to 3575 code for a protein of 1015 amino acids. Gene Ontology annotation, molecular function: clathrin binding.
GUAGUGGUUGAUUUUGGAACUACAUUACGUCAAAAGGUGCAAAGUGAAUUUUCGUGGAAAAAUAUAUUUUAGAGAGAAAAAAAACCUUGAGAAAAGCAAUCAAAAAAACAGGAGAAAACGUUAGUUUAUUCAUGAGAUGCUCCCUCUGUGUGCACAGGUGUCGUGAAAAUUGUGGGAAAUUGCGUGAAUGAAGUGUUGCCCCCAAUAAAUAUCGAUUUGCACCUUAUGCUAUUUGGGGGCCGUGGGGGAAAAGGCAUUGCUGGUGAAUUUUUGGUGAAAACAAGGUGAAAAAUGUCGUAACACACGAUUAAUCAUCCAAUUCAUUGUCUGGCAACAAAAAACAACCCCGUGGGGGAAGGUGAACCCACUGAAUAGAAGGAUUUACCUGCAAAUUAGCGCACAGAAGGUCGAAAGUUCUUUUUUUUGUGUGUGCGGAGGAAACACUGCAACGUUGUCCGGAGAGACGUAAAUGCUGGCCAGGAGGGCCUUCCGCGAAACGUGUACUUAAGAGAGAUUGUGAUCUGACAAUGUCUAAUCCCAUUCCACCACUUGUCUGUGACACUCCACCCCCGAUUGAUGAUGAUUUUGAGCCCUAUGACGAUGAUUUUGGGGCCUUCGAGGGGGCUGAUGAUUCAAUGUCUCCGCGUGAAGAGAAAACUUCCACAUUGGAGCAUAAAUAUGAUCUUCCUGUUCCGGAAAUACCCGUAGUUGUGGAACCUUCGAGGCAUGAGGUUCUGCCAGCAGAGAGGGAAGAUCCUUUGGGGGAAUCUGCAGUGGAUGCUGUGCAGCAGAACCCCAAAGAAGUUGAAGCUUUAGAAACUCAGGAAAAAGUGGAAGAAAAGGUGAUUGUUGAGGAGGAAAGUUCUGCUGGGCAGAAGGAACUUCGCCUUGGGGAGGAUCUCGCAGGGAAACGAUGUGAAAGUCCCCCCUCGUUGGUGCUUUCCGAAGACUUUAGUUGCUCCCCCGAUGAUGCCCCAGCGGAGGAGAAUAGCAAUUCCUGCGAUGAAAUUUCCCUGCCAUCGUUUCACCUUGAUUCCGGAGGUGCGUCUAAGAGUGCAACACCCACACACCUCCAUGUGCCAGACAAUACAGACGUCAACUUUGUCAUUUCUGACGACAAAGCGAGUCAAGAUGGUGAAGAAUUUGAUGAUUUUGCCGAAUUCGCGACUGCGGCGGCGGAUAUGCCGAGACAGGAGGCAGAUGGGGAGGAGGCAGCACCUCCGGAAAACCCCGAAAUCCCGUCCGAGGGCAAUUUACAGGAGUUCACGUCCGCAAAAGCCGAAAUCAGUAUUCCGUGCGAAGAAACGAUAGAUUUUGUUGCGGAUUUUAGUCAAUUUGACGUCCCUGCGGACGUACCCGUAGCAGCAAAUGUGGUUGUGAAUCAAUCUGUGGACAAUCAGGGUGAUGAUGAUGAUGAAUUUGGAGAUUUCAGUGAUUUCCAACAACCCGAAGCAGCACCAACAGCUGUGAUAGAUACCAACAAUCUUAAUAGUCAAUUUCUAUCGGCACUCAGUCUUAUGUUCCCCAAAGGCGAAGAAGAUUCGCCGGAAGGAACAAAACCCACGGAAGAGAAUACAAAGAUUGACACAGAACUUGCACAGAAGAGUCAAAUUCUCCUGGAUUUGAAGGACUUUGAAGCUUCCAAGGCACUUCAGUAUCAAUGGCCGAACUCAACGUCUAAUCAAUCUCUUAUCCGAUCAUUGGGAAUCGAUUCCAGGAAUAUUCUUCAUGGGGGAAAAUGGAAUAGUUCCAUGCCGAGAUUUGCUGCAAAUCUCGGCUUCAGCCCAUUGCAACCCAUGAAACCAGGUGCAUCGUCCAGUACGCACCGUGUGGAAGGAUCUGAUAAAUUAACCAGCAUCGCACCGUCUGAAGUGCCAGCAGCUCAAUUUGACUGGACAUCUGCGGGUCUCGUGAAUCCUCUCGAUGCGUCACAAGCACACACUUUACUAUUGGACCUAGAACAACUAGUGGUGGUGGCUAAUCUUGAUAAAAUAAACCUUGAUUCCUCCUCUUCAUGCUCUGUGGCGUCCCAUCAAAUCCCACCGGCUGCUAUGUUGGCUGAUUGUGAUGUUGCAACAAACACGGGGGCCGUCAAAACGUCGUUUAAAAUGCCAAAAAUGCCGCAUCAAACAUCCAACAUCAAUGCUGGAUCAUUCGAUUGGUCCAUCUUUGAUAAAUUCCAUUCAAAUUCCUCAAAUGCUUUCGCAUCCAAUGGUGAUGGAAUCACUAAUAACAAAUAUUCCACUAAACAUCCAACAAACUCCUUCGACACUUUUUUGGACAUCAGUACCCCAAAAGUCCUCGUACCGAAGUCAGACGAUGCAGAAGUUACGAAAGAGCAGCAUGAGCCUCCUGCGGCGUCCACGGUUGCAGUUGCAGCUGCAGCAGCCGGUGACGCACCUGUCGCACAGCCAGACGACGUCAACGUGGCGAAGGAAGUGAGUACACGUGUGUCAUCGAAUGUCCUGCCGCAGUCCUUUAGUCAACCCCUCAGGGAAACUCAUAUCUUCACACCGAGUAAGUCCAGCAAUCCCGUGUCGCGGGAAGUGGGUGAGGGUGGUACAAUUGCUGCUGAGAAUAAGAUUGUUGUCAAGGAGUACCGGGAUGUUGAGUACAAUCCCGAUAAAGUGGUGCGACUUGAUGAGGAUUUUUCGGAUUUUGCGGAAUUUAAGAGCAGCAACAGCGAUUCGGUGGAAGUUCCACCAACAGAGUCACCAUAUCGUAGUACGGAGAAGGUUGUGGUGGAGUUUAAGAAGCCAUCAUUUGGUGUAUCACCCACGGAGGAGAUGCUGAAUGGUGGGGUGGUGGGGAGGGGUAGUGGUGUGACGACAGAGGAGGAUGAAUUCUGUGAUUUUCAAUCAGUUAAACCUGCAGCAGCAACAGCAGCAGUGGCACAACAUUCCGGAAGCCAGCAACCAUCAAUGGCACCUGUUUUGCAGCCGUUGAAUGUGAUGCAAUUGUCAGGUGGACCAAAGAUUGCAUGGCCAAGUCCGGGGAUAAACCCCGAUGAGAUGGCGCGUCUUGAGGCGAUUUUCCCGCAGAAAAAGGACACGGCAAGGGGUGAGAAGGUGGCCAUAAUUGAACCAAAAGCAACGGAAAAGAAGAACAAAGAUGAAGAUGAGUGGUCGGAUUUUGUUUCCGGGAACGUCCCAACGGCAAAGGGGGAUGAUGAUUGGACGGAUUUUAUGAGUGGAGGUGCACCAGCACAGAAAUCCCUCAAUAAUGGUCCAAAUUUCUCCUCCUGGACAACGCCGCAGCUGCCACCGCCGCAAUUUACAGCGUGGCACAACAGCAACAUCUUCACACAGCCCCAAUUCUUCACAACGGGCAUUGGGGGGAAUUCCACGAAGCAAUUCACGAAUAACAAUCACCUUGCCAAGGGCCCAAAUAAUGGGCAAAUCAAUGGGUUCCCGCUUGUUAACCCCCUGGCGACCAUUUCAAGUGGAAAUCAGGGCUAUGUGCCUGGGAGGAGGGCGCAAAAGGACCCAUCGGGGAUUUCUGUGAUUCCCGACAUGAGUUUUCGUGCACCAAAAUCAAUUAUUAAUCUCCCACGUGCGGGAUUCAGCAAGAAAUGAUUAUUAGAGUGCGAUCAGACCACAAUUGGGGAUGUUUCCAUGUGAAAUCUGAUCGCUUAUCUUCUGUAAAAAAAAUUCUAGAGGGAUUGUUGAAGAGAGAUUACAGGCUUAUGGGGUAGGAGGUUACCUUGGGGAAGUUUGCAAAUUUAAAUGGCAGUUUGAUUGACUUUUUAAGGAAUUUUUUCGUUAAUUCCUCAAUGAUUAUUUUGGAGUCUUCCUUCUUUGAAGGUUUUUCGGCAUUUUCCUUGGAAUUUGGGUGAAAAAUUUAGUCUCAAUCGUUAAUGGAAUAAGCCUUGAUAAUUUUUUAAAAAUCUAAGAGGAUAAAAAACUAACAAAAAAAUGCGAUUUUUCGUCAGUUUCUAAAUUUCGUAUUGGAGAUCAAAUCCAAAAAAUAUUUUUUUACAAAAUAUUUAGUAAGUCCUUAAAGGGUUAAUCAAUUUAUUUUUAGGAAAAAAUAUCCAGUCUUGUUUAGGAGAGAAAAUAAUUUUUUUUAAUAGCUUAGAGCAGCUAAAAUUACUGAAAGAAUCUGAUUUAACAAUAUUUAAUUCAAAAGAAAAUAUUUUUCUAAAGAUUUUUUUUAGAUUGAAAAAUUGACAAAGAAAUUGCCAUUGAUUUUGCAAACAUUUUUCAUAAGAAACUUCUUGAGCUGUGGUAGGCCACUGAUUGUAGUCCAAACAAUCAUUUAUUAAAAAAAAAUCCUCAAAAAGAGGAAAAUUUAAAAUCCUCUGAAAGUUAAAAAAAAAAAAGAAAAAAGCAAAAGACCAUUCAUUUUACUUAAAAUCUAUUAUUAUAUUUUACAUAACACACAGAAAGAAAAAACUGUAUUAUCAUUUAUAUUUUUCAAUUUUUCUUCUGUUUUUUUUUGCUCUUUUAUUCUUUUUGAACACAUUUAUAAGAAAUUGUGAGUCUUGCUUAAAGAAUAAAAAGAAAAGUUGAAUGGCUAAGAAAAUCAUGAUGCAAUGUUAGUUGGAAGAAAUAUUAUAAAGAAAAAAAAAGUUAUUAAACCUACUUAAUGAUAGUGAAAAGAGGGAGAGAGAAAAGCGUUGAAAAACUUUGUAUAAUUUGAAAAGUGAAAGCAUGUAAAUAUACUUACAAAAUAAAUGUUAUUUAUGUAAAAAGAAAAAAAA